GGGUUACACAGUAGUCCUGCACUAUAGCCGCUGAAGAUGAAACAGUUAACUGCAAAUGAGGUACGAUCUACGUUCAUCGAGUUUUUCAAACAGAAGAAAGCGCACACAUACGUGCAUUCCUCUUCUGUCAUACCACACGAUGACCCUACUUUGCUUUUCGCUAAUGCAGGGAUGAAUCAGUUCAAACCACUUUUCCUUGGCGUUGCGGAUCCCAACAGCGAUCUCGCCAAGCUGAAACGUGCGGUCAACACGCAGAAAUGCAUCCGAGCAGGUGGAAAACAUAAUGACCUGGAUGAUGUGGGAAAAGACGUUUACCAUCACACAUUUUUUGAAAUGCUGGGAAAUUGGUCUUUUGGAGAUUAUUUCAAGAAAGAAAUCAUUACAUGGGCUUGGGAACUUCUCACGGAAGUGUAUGACAUACCUGCCGAUCGUCUUUAUGUCUCAUACUUUGGUGGCGAUGAAAAGGCUGGAAUUCCUGCGGAUGAAGAAGCUAGAAGCAUCUGGUCAAGCCUAGGACUUCCUAACGACCGGAUCUUGCCCUUCGGCAUGAAGGAUAAUUUCUGGGAAAUGGGAGACGUAGGGCCGUGUGGCCCGUGCUCUGAAAUUCAUUACGAUCGUGUUGGCGGCCGCGAUGCUUCACAUCUUGUGAAUGCUGAUGAUCCGAUGGUGGUUGAGAUUUGGAAUCUUGUUUUUAUUCAGUUUAACAGGGAAGAAGGCGGUGCUUUACGGCCACUUCCGUCGAAACACAUUGACUGCGGAUUAGGACUCGAGCGACUGAUCGCAGUGAUCCAGCAGAAAACUUCCAAUUAUGAUACGGAUAUAUUCCAGCCCAUUUUCAAGGCUAUACAACAGGGUACCGGUACCCGUGAGUAUACGGGCAAAGUAGGUGCAGAUGAUACUGACGGCGUGGAUAUGGCCUACCGAGUAGUUGCUGACCACAUAAGAACAUUGACCAUAGCUCUUUCUGACGGGGGUCGGCCGGAUAACACUGGUAGAGGGUAUGUCCUGCGUCGCAUCCUUCGCCGAGGUGUCCGCUAUGCCACUGAGAAACUCAAUGCUCAGCCUGAGUUCUUUGCCUCCCUUGUUCCUGUUGUCAUAGAUAUCUUGGGUGAUACAUUCCCUGAGCUUCGGCGAGACCCAGAGACUGUGCAAGAUAUCAUAAAUGAUGAAGAAAAGCAAUUUUUGAAGACCUUGAACCGUGGCCGUGCACUUUUCCAGAAAGCUGUGGCAGGCAUGGGCGCUGAACAGAAAACAUUCCCCGGCGAUGUUGCUUGGCGAUUGUAUGACACCUACGGUUUUCCUGCUGAUCUUACUCAACUAAUGGCAGAAGAAAAGGGUCUUACCAUCGAUCAAAAUGCAUUUGAGGAAUGCAGAAAGAAAGCUGUUGAGCUGUCUGCAGCCGGAACUGGCAAGUUUCGCGAUACUCUUGAUCUCGAUGUGCAUGCCAUUGCUGAACUGCAAAAGAGAGGAAUACCUCCUACAGAUGACUCACCCAAGUAUAAGUACCAAAAUGAUGGAACCACCGAUGGUUCAGUCAAAUAUACUUUUGCGCCAUGCACCGGCAAAAUUCUUGCCAUUCGAAGCGAAGGAAAGUUCGUGGAUUCCAUUGAAUCUGGCGUUGAAGGUGCAAUAUUAUUGGAUAAGACAAACUUCUAUGCCGAACAAGGAGGUCAGAUAUAUGAUACAGGAGUACUCAGCAAAGUCGACGAAGAGGGCAACGAAUUUGUUGUUUCGAAUUGCCAAGUCCGAGGUGGUUAUAUCGUGCUUGUGGGUUCAUCAAAUGGAAAGUUUUCCGUAGGCGACGAGGUUUCGCAAACAUUUGACGAGGACCGGCGAUUUUUGAUUAUGAAGAAUCACACCGGAACUCAUGUUCUUAACCAUGCUCUUCGUUGUGUGUUGAAGGAUUCGGAUCAAAAAGGAUCACUUGUGGCACCAGAUCGACUCAGAUUUGAUUUUACCAACAAGCACGCAAUGACUGUCAAGCAGGUGAAAGAAGCUGAGGACAUUUGUCAAGAAAUAAUCAAGACGCAUGAGCCAGUAUACGCCAAAGAGUCACCUCUGGCUAAAGCACGCGAAAUCAAUGGUCUGAGAGCCAUGUUUGAUGAGAACUACCCGGAUCCUGUAAGAGUAGUAUGUGUUGGGGUACCUGUAGAGAAACUACUGGAAGAUCCCAAAAGUGAAGCCGGCUUGAAGACUACCGUAGAAUUUUGCGGAGGAACUCAUCUUCAAAAUGUUGGCCACAUUGGCAAUCUGGUUAUUUCAUCGGAAGAAGCUAUAGCUAAAGGUAUCAGAAGAAUAGUCGCGCUAACGGGUCCAGAAGCGGAGAGAGCCAUUGCUCGUGCUGACCGGCUUGCUACAAGAGCACAGGCUAUGUCUGAUGAAGUAGCUGCAUUGAAAGGUGCAGCAUUGGAUGCUGAAAAGUUCAAGACCACAGCGAAGCGGAUACAAGAGCUCAUUGAUGAAAUCAAUGGUGCAAUGUUACCUUACUGGAGGAAAGAUGCUAUCCGCGAACAAUGCAAGACAGCACAGAAAACCCUUGAUUCAUAUAAGAAGUUAGCUGACGCAGCUGUGGCUGAGAAGGUCCUGUCAGAAGCAAAAGAGCUGGCGCAAGGCGACCAUCAGGAUGUACUAGUUCAUGUCUUUUCUUCUGGUGCCAGUAGUAAGGUACUUGACAAUGCUUUGAAACAAUUCAAGACCACAAAAGCAGUCAUGGGUUUUUCUGUUAACGAGGAGAGCGGAAAAGUGCUAGUGCUUGCCAAAGUUGACAAGUCUUUGAUCGAAGGAGGCUUGAAGGCUAAUCAGUGGGUUAAUGAAGUAUGUACUGUUCUUGGUGGACGAGGCGGAGGAAAAGAUGCAAACGCACAGGCUACUGGUGAGAAUAUCGAAAGGCUAGACGAAGCUGUUGCCCUUGCGCGGAAGUUUGCAGAAACGACAAUUGCAUAAGUUUCCAGGAUGUAACUGUUUACGCAUAUAAGGGAUACAGAUCUAAUCUUAUAAUAUUGUACCGAUGACUUUCUACUUCCUUUUCUCAAUAUAUUUAUUGAACAGAUUGUUAAUUAUGAUUAUUGUUCUUGUUAAUGUUUGAGUGAAAACGUCAUUGUUGUGCUUGCUGGGGUCUGUGAGGUUGGAGCUGCUUGGUUUGAUGGAGUUAUUUAUCUAAU
Molecule: messenger RNA, 3161 nt
Organism: Cylicocyclus nassatus
Lineage: Eukaryota; Metazoa; Nematoda; Chromadorea; Rhabditida; Strongylidae
Source: the annotation of a GenBank genome assembly